Scheffersomyces coipomensis is the source of this 1011-nucleotide messenger RNA. Its product is annotated as flavoprotein-like protein. Gene Ontology annotation, cellular component: membrane. The coding region runs from base 1 to 786 and encodes 261 amino acids. NCBI's taxonomy places the organism in Eukaryota, Fungi, Ascomycota, Pichiomycetes, Serinales, Debaryomycetaceae. The transcript has a single exon. The record is from RefSeq and is a predicted model, not a curated record. Gene Ontology annotation, molecular function: FMN binding; NAD(P)H dehydrogenase (quinone) activity.
AUGAAGGUAGCUAUCAUCAUAUAUUCCACUUAUGGUCAUAUCAUCGGCUUAUCCAAGUCAAUUAAACAAGGGGUUGAAGAAUCGAAACUUGCAUCUCAAGUUGAUAUUUAUCAAAUUCCAGAAACUUUAUCUCCUGAAGUUCUAAAAUUAAUUCAUGCUCCUGAAAAACCCAAAGAUAUCCCUGUUGCUACUAUUGAUAUUUUAGAAGAAUAUGAUGCCUUUUUAUUCGGUAUUCCAACCAGAUUUGGUCAUUUACCAGCUCAAUGGAUUGAGUUUUGGGGUCAAACCGGUGGUUUAUGGGCUAAAGGUGCUUUAUACGGUAAACCAGCUGGUAUUUUCGUUUCAACUGGUACUCCAGGUGGAGGUCAAGAAACUACUGCUAGAAAUGCCAUUACUUAUUUAGCUCAUCAUGGUUUACCAUAUAUUCCAUUAGGUUAUGCUCCAGUAUUUGCUGAUCUUACCAAUUUAGAUGAAUUCCAUGGUGGUUCUCCUUAUGGUGCUGGUACUUAUGCUGGUGGUGAUGGUUCAAGAUCUCCAACUGAACUUGAACUUAGAAUUGCUAAGGCUCAAGGUGAAGCUUUCACUAGAUCUGCUGUUAAAUUCUUUACUGCUUCAACUCCAGUCGAAUCAAAAUCAAGUUCAAAGACAGCUGUUUCUGAAACUAAGGAAAAAGUUGAAAAAGUAGCUGCUGCUCCUCAAAAAGUUGCUCAAAGAACUCAACAAACUGCUACUACUACUGCUGCAACUGCUGAAAAGAGUUCUUGUCUUAAAUGUAUAAUAAUGUAAUAUGGCUACCAUCCCCAACUUUAAAAAACUUUCAAAAAUUCUUCCUUAAUGUUACAUUAUUAGUGUCCUUAUUUAAUCAUUCCCUUUUUUUAAUACCUUCAUUGUUUUGCUAACCUUAUCUUUAUUUACACGGUUCUCAUCAUUCUACCUCUCUAUUUGUUUAUUCUUUGUUUUUGUAUUUACUCUCAUACACAUACAUAAACUAUUAGAACGAUUGAUCAAUUC